Molecule: messenger RNA, 964 nt
Organism: Belonocnema kinseyi
Lineage: Eukaryota; Metazoa; Arthropoda; Insecta; Hymenoptera; Cynipidae
Product: endoglucanase Z-like
Exons: 2
Coding region: 14-964 (316 amino acids)
Molecular function (GO): hydrolase activity, hydrolyzing O-glycosyl compounds
Source: RefSeq, a predicted model, not a curated record
GCAGCCAUACAAUAUGUUAUUCAUGGUCGCUGCUCUUUUUUGUGCUUUUUCAAUUACCAUUAAUGCUGAUGUUUUGCCGUUAUCUGUAAAAGGUAACCAGAUAUUGAUUGGUGGUGCACCAGGACGUCUCUCUGGUAUGAGUCUUUUCUGGAGCAACAAUGGAUGGGGUGGUGAACAUUUCUAUAACAAGAAAGUAGUAGAAUGGUUGAAGAAGGACUGGAAGGCUACAGUCGUACGUGCUGCUAUGGGAAUUGAAGAGUAUGGUGGGUAUUUACAAGAUCCCCAAAGCAACAAAGCCAGAUUGACGAAUGUCGUCGAUGCUGCGAUUGAAUUUGAUAUGUAUGUUAUCAUCGAUUGGCACUCCCAUCAUGCUCACCAAACUCCUGCUAUUGAAUUUUUCCAAGAAAUGGCAAGGACUUAUGGUGGCAAAAACAAUAUCAUCUAUGAACUCUGGAAUGAACCAAAGGAUGAUGUCUCAUGGAAAAAUAACGUAAAGCCUUACGCUCAAGCUCUGAUUGCGGCAAUUCGGGCUAUUGACAAGACAAACUUGAUUAUAGUUGGUUCACCCAGCUGGUCUCAGGAUGUUGACCAGGCUGCUUGUGACCCUAUUACUGAUUAUGAAAAUAUUGCAUAUACGCUACAUUUCUAUGCUGGAAGCAUUGGCCAUGGUCAAUGUUUGAGGGACAAAGCAAUUGAAGCACUUAACAAAAAUGUUUCCCUGUUUGUGAGCGAAUGGGGAUCCGUUAGUGUAGACGGCGGUCAUGUUAACUUAACUGAAGCCCAUGCUUGGGUUGAAUUUAUGAAAGCGAAUAACAUCAGCAACGCCAAUUGGAGUCUUAGUGCGAAGCCGGAAAAUGCUUCUGCUUUGAUACCGGGAGCGAGUGCUGAUGGAGGAUGGUGUGAAUCAGAUCUAACCGAGUCAGGAAAAUUUGUAAGAGAAAUUGUCAUGAACUGGUCUAAGUGA